Messenger RNA from Mobula hypostoma (lesser devil ray), 1954 nucleotides. It is a transcript of the gene pinx1, whose product is annotated as PIN2 (TERF1) interacting telomerase inhibitor 1. The record is from RefSeq and is a predicted model, not a curated record. NCBI's taxonomy places the organism in Eukaryota, Metazoa, Chordata, Chondrichthyes, Myliobatiformes, Myliobatidae. Bases 198 to 1073 code for a protein of 291 amino acids. Gene Ontology annotation, molecular function: telomerase inhibitor activity; nucleic acid binding. Gene Ontology annotation, cellular component: nucleolus. The transcript is spliced from 7 exons.
UUCUGCGCACGCGCGGUAGGGUUCAGCUCCUGCUUGAUGGGAAAUUAAAUCUGGGUUCAGAGGCCGAGGAAUGUGGAUUAAGCUACUUUUGAUAUAAUGGGGAGACUCCUGGCUGCCUUUUGAAUCAGUUUAACAAGAAGAAAAGCUGGUCGGCCUUUUUCCGGAGGGUGCUGUGGCGAGUGGAAGACGGCGGCCGGAUGGCGAUGCUGGCGGAGCCCCGUAGGAAGCAGAAGUGGUCUGUGGAUCCGAGAAAUAACAACUGGAAAAAUGAUGAAUCCAGAUUUGGGUUAAAGAUGUUGGAGAAAAUGGGAUGGUCUAAAGGAAAGGGACUUGGAGCUCAUGAACAAGGGGAAACUGAAAACAUUAAAGUCCAAAUCAAAAACAACAAAAUGGGUUUAGGAGCAACCCAGAAUCAUGAAGAUGACUGGAUUGCACAUCAAGAUGAAUUUAAUGAACUUUUAUCUAAACUAAAUGAUUGCCAUGGACAGAAUGGAUCAUCAGUGGCUGAGAAUAAAACAAUAUUUAGCCUUGAAGCAAAAUCUAAAUCUUCCAAGAAACGAGUCCACUACCAGAAAUAUACCAAAGGAAAGGAUCUCUCUUCUCGAAGUGCCACUGAUCUUGCCUGUGUAUUUGGAAAACGGUUCAAGCAAAUUAAAGGAUUGGGAGAUGAUAAGAGAACAGAGGACAACGCCAAUAUAUCAGCCCCAAAAACUGCUGAUGACUCAGAGCUCAAAGUUGAAACCAAUACUGUGACCAGCUCCCUUACAAUGCAGGAGUAUUUUGCCAGUAGAAUGGCACAGCGUAAAAAUUGUAAAAUGGUACAAGAGAUCGAACAAGCCACUGAUGCCCAGGAACUUGUAGGACAUGAAAUGCUGUCCAAUGAAGAAGUGAGAAUUAAAUCCAAAAAGAAAAAACGGAAGAAAAGCAUUGAGAAGAUUUGUAACUUUGAUGAUCCAUCCAUAUCCAAAAAACAAAUAAAAGAUGGAGACCGAGAGAUAAGUAAUGGACUGACAGAAGACAGUCAAGUUAAAGAAAAGCCUCGGACCAAAAAGUCAAAAAAGAAAGUAAAAUAAAAAAUGAAACACCCACAGUCUUUUAAGCAGAAGAUUUGCCUCUAGAAAAAGCUGAAUUGUUGGAAGUUCGGUUUGAUUAACACACAACAAUAAAUAUAUAAAGCAGAAUCUGCUGAAAUACAUUUUAUAAUAAAAAGCAUCUUAAGUUGUUUUAUUAAUUGCAAAACAACUUAACAUAAUAAAGUGUUGAGAAACCACUUAAGGAUUUUGUUGUUUGCAGAGUAGACAUGAUGGGCCAAAUGGCCUAAUUCUGCUCCUAUAUCUUAUGGUCAUAAUGAUUCUAUGUUCUCAGUUAAAUAAAGUUGGUAAUGAAGAAAUUAGUUUAAAAAAAACAUGAUACUAUUUAUACAUUUUAGAAAUGCACCAAAUAAUAUAUGGUGCAGGUAUUACAAGUACUAAAUAUUUUAUAUUACUCGCCUUUGACUUUCAGCCAGAGGUUUCUUCUUAAUGGGAGGACAUUGCAGAUGUUUAGAUGCAUCCUGCACACAAUUUUAUCAAGAACUUCAAAAGGUGUUUAAAUUUUCAAUAUGUAUUACUGUAAGUUAAGAGCAUAAAUUUGGAACAUAUUCAUUAUACUGGUGAAAGUAAAGUUCAAAGAAAAUUGUCAUCAUAUACAACCCUGAGAUUUAUUUUCUUGCAGGCAUUCUUAGUAAAUACAAAUAGAAUCUGUGAAAGACAACGCAUAAGAUGGACAUCCAAUGUGCAAAAGACAAACUGCAAAAAAAAAACCCAAAAUAAUAAUAAGUACUCUAUUGUCAUGAGUCUCUACUAUGGACUGAGAGUGGGAAGAGGGCAAGGAGAGGGGAAGGAAGAGGAGAGGGAGCGGAAAGCACCAGAGAGACAUUCUGUAAUGAUCAAUAAACCAGUUGUUUGGAACUAAA